This is a messenger RNA of Zingiber officinale, 3473 nucleotides long. RefSeq lists its product as uncharacterized. The record is from RefSeq and is a predicted model, not a curated record. Gene Ontology annotation, biological process: protein ubiquitination. Gene Ontology annotation, cellular component: CCR4-NOT complex. The coding region runs from base 120 to 1100 and encodes 326 amino acids. Gene Ontology annotation, molecular function: ubiquitin-protein transferase activity. Lineage: Eukaryota; Viridiplantae; Streptophyta; Magnoliopsida; Zingiberales; Zingiberaceae. The transcript has 3 exons.
GCACCAUCCGUGCACCGGAAGAAAGCGAGAGGCGAAACCGCUACCGUUACUUGGGUCUGCCCGUUUUUAGGGUUUGCUAAGAGAAAAGGAAAAGGAGGACUCGUGAGGUGGAUCGAUUGAUGGGUUACGACUCGAUGGCUAACGUUCCUUCGCUUCCGUCGAUGGUGUCCGGAAAAAAGAAGCGGGCAAAUCGAUCUGCGAAGCUGAAGCAGUGCAAACUCGAUGCUCGGCGUGAGCAAUGGCUCUCUCAUGGUAAGGAUAAGGAUGAUGAUUCUAAUGUCACCACCGGUCUUCAUUUGCAAGAUCCUCCCUUGGCUCCGAAAGGGAUGAUGAGAGAAGCAGAGGGCCGAGAUGGCAUUUCACCGUUGCAUGAAUUUAGGGAUAUGGAUUCCUCAUUCCGUAACCCUACUGUAGGUAAUCAUCAUAGAAGGGAUGUCUCUUCAGGCGUCAGUAGAAGCAGCAGAAGUAGCAGCCUGGAUUCCACCUCAAGAAGCAUCAGCGAUGAUGAAGAGGAAGAGUAUAUAGACAACAGAGGGGAAGAAAACGGGAUCCUUGAUGAUUGGGAGGCGGUCGCUGACGCCCUGACUAAGGAUGUUGGUGAUGCUAACCUUAGUCGUCGUUCUGUUCAUGAAAUUACUCCCUUUAAGGCAGCUGCCACGCCUGGUGUCCCAGUUGAGGUCUCUCGUGGAGGGAGAAUGACAAUGCCGGAGCCCGUCCUUAACACCAGAAGAGCUUGGGGACCAGAUGACUCAUCUCGUCCUCCAAGCCUUCCAAGUAUCUCAAAACAGUGGAUCCUUCCAAUGAAUGCAGGCCGGGACUAUCGGGUUUCCCAACAAAAGGGUAUCCUUCCCUUGCCUAUUCCCUGCCCUAUUUGCUAUGAGGAUCUAGAUCUGACGGAUUCGAGCUUUCUUCCUUGUUCCUGUGGAUUUCGGCUUUGCCUGUUCUGCCACAAAAGAAUUCUCGAGGAAGAUGGUCGUUGUCCUGGAUGCAGGCAGCAAUACAACUACAUCCCAGGUGGAAUGGUGGAGGUGAACGUGGGAGGAGCAGGGCCUCCAGUUUUGCAAAUGCAAUUGUCUCGUAUAUGUACUUCAAGGCCUUAGAAUAGCUGAAGGCUGGUUCUAGCUCUCUCUUUGCCUGUUAUUGUAAUCUCCUAUGAAGAUGCUGCUGGUAUCAAGCUCUUAUAGAGUUUGUUUCUUCUCAAUGAUGAAUGUGAAUAUCUUUUAGGGGCCUUAUAGGCUGGUGUUGCAAUAUUGGAUCUCUAUAUUCUGGACACUUUUUGGAGUAUAAUUGUUGCACCGUGACCUCUUGUUUAUUAUAGCAUAGGCCGUCAUGUACACUAUCAAAAUUGGUUUUGCCGCAUCGUUUUUUUCUCUUUCUUUUCUGCAUGGAGCUCUUUUUUCUCACAUCUUAGAAUUCCAUUUAACUCUAUCAAAAAUUCAAAAUCUAAUUGAGUUUUAUUGCUUUUCUCUUGUCUAGGCAUUAACGAACAGAUUCCUAAGCUUAUCGCAGGUAACAUACUGAGUUAUGGUGAAUUCUUGUGCUUUAUACCGCUUCUGAUUUAAGGUUCGGUUGCUCCCACAUGUGCCUUGAUUUAUUCAUUGCUUUAAAAUUAGUGCACUUUAUGUUACAACUCGUAGAAGUCUUCCCUAUUUGCUCUUUUGUGCUUCUUAAAGCAUAUAUGGCUUUAAAAAUUGAUUAAUUUUUCAUUUAUACUACUGAUAGUUAUCUUGAAUAUCUCUUUUUGUAACAUCCAAGUUUUCGAGCUACAUGUUUGUUAUCAUUAAGAUUCAGGUUAUGAAUAUGUGCUGCUCUUGCUCUCUGUAUAUAUGUAUUUAACAUUAUAGAUAGCUGGAGUAUCUGAAGCUGACACAAAAUACAUUGUUCUUGUAGUUCUUUUUUGGAAGAAUGAAGUUGGCUUCUUGGUAUUUGUUUUUAACUUUUGGUGGUUUAAAGCUGUUUAUUUGUUUACUACAUUAUUUGCUGAUAGAUCUACAUUAAGAUUGUGCCCCAGAUGUUAUGAAGAUGCAAGCUGGGCUGGCCUGCAUCAAUUAAUUGAGUUUCUUGUUGCACAGAAUCUCAACUUAGAUCCAUGAAUUUUUGUUUGGUAUCCUCAAUGUUUUCCUGUUGCUUCAUGUUCCUAUUCAGCAUAAAUGGCUUUGCAUUCCCUUUGUUGAAAAUAAUGCCGCUAAAUGCUAAACACUAAAUAGUAUUGACAGCCUUAAACAUAGCGUGAAGAGGGCUUGUUUCACAGAUGUCUACAUCUUUCUCUACAUUCCUGUUCUAGCUACCACUUAUCUCUACAACAGAAAAGACUGGAGCACACUUCGUGGAAGGCUUCAAGGAUCACGAGCCGCUGCUCUGAGGAGUUCAUCGACAAGUAGCAAUUCAAGAGGCUCCGGAGUUCCUUCGGCUCCUCCAUCCUUUUGGACGUAAUAACCUCUAUCAUUGACACCUUGAAGUCCCCCUUGGGGUCAUGAGACCUCCUGUCCAUGGCGAUCAACAAAGUGCACCUACUUUUGCUUGCUUCGGCUACCACAGAGUUCAUUCUCCUCUGGUGGCGCACGCCUGGAUCCCAGUGAUGACUGAUAAUCUGCUCCAGCCGAGCCUGCACCAUGCCAUGCGCGAGGCUGGACAGUGCUUCUAGCUGCGUGGAGUCAUUGGAGCUCUUGAUGCCGCUGUUAGAGGAGACACUAAGCCUGGAGCUGCAGCAAAAGCACCCGCUGGAGUGGUGCCUGCCGCUCCUCUCGGUAAGCUGCUGCUGCUGCUUCUGCUCCUUGCACCUUCUCUUGCCCAUCCAAGUCUUCAUCCUCAAUCGGUGCCUUUAGCCAAAGCUGUGCAUAUGUUGGACGAACCUACAGUUGGAAAGUGAUAAUAUAAUCCAACUUUAGAUUAUAUUAUGGUGGCAAAGAUUGGUCGGUACCAGAAGAGUACUACUCCUUGAGCAAUGGAUCAAUGAUAGUGUCUCCUUGCAGGAAAAACAGAAUGCGCCAUGCCUGAUGUCGUUGGUUCAUCUUUGGGGGAGAUCAUGAAGCAGAAGGUAGGCAGCAAGUAGCUACAAUUGAGUGAGGGAAAUCAUUAGCGUUCUGCUUCAGUCAGUGUGCUGAGUAUGGCUGCAGAUUUGGCGUGUGUGGGAGGAUCUCUGGCAAAGGCCAACAGUCCAGAUCAGAUUGGUCCCUUGUGUUUGGCUUCAGAAAGAGCUACAAUCUUAUGAAAGGCUUCCGUAUAGAAUUUGAAACUCAUGCCGCAUGAAAGAAACAUAUAUAAAAAAUGUAUAGAAUAUGUAUACUCAUUAACAUGAGAAGAGUGAAGCCAUGAUUGCCCGGCCAUGACCAUGAACAAGUUGUGUCCUGGAACAAGUUAUGAAGAACUAGUCGAUAAGUUGAGAUUACUUAGUGAAGGAGUUCUUGUUGUCUAUACUAAUGAAACUUUAUGCUAUGGAUUUGAUGGAAAAUCAUGACCUUUUAUAUAUCUUA